GGUAAUAGUGGUUAAAGCUACAUCUUAUCUACCUCCAUCAACUCUUUCUUUUUUCUCCAUCACAUAUGCCAAUGUUUCAAGAUUGAUAUUUAGGGCACAACAAAACCCCCAAUUUCUCCCCCUACCCAACUGCAAUUACUUCAUAUUCACACUUCAAGAUUCUUCUUUUUUGCUUUUCCCAUUUCUUAAUUCCAAAAAUCAAUGCAUUAAUAUUUUCUUUUCGCUUUUGAUGCCCAAAUUUCGGUGCUUUUUCGCUCCAGAACAUCCAACUUUUCGAUGAAUUUCGCUCCAAGGUGACGAAAUUGACGAUCGAAUUUGGUGGGGUUGACUGUUACUGUUUGUUAUCUGGAACCCUAAUUUUGUUUAAUUAGAAUCAGACAUGGAUGAUGCAUCACAGAUAUGCGCCCUGUGCCGUAGAACACUUUCAUCUGAAACCGACAGUAUUGAUCUUGAUUCAAUCACCAUAUGCGGGGACUGUAAGUUUUUGUUGCUAGAAGAAAACGGCACUGGCGCCCCAUCACAACACGUUCCUCGUACGAAUCCUAGAAUACGACGAACACGGUACAACAACAAUAGUUCAGAAUCAAUCGAAGAUAUGUUUUCACACCAGUUUUCAACCGUGAUUAAUUUAGCUAGACAAAACCAAACUCCUGUUUCCGACACAAGUGCCCGUACUACCCCUAGCGGUUCUAGGAGAUGGAGGCGAGUUGUUUCGGAUACCGAGAGUGACGGUUUCGAUUCUGUUAAUGGAGAUGGUGAUGUUGUGUCUUUUGGAGCUUAUGAUGAUGAUGAUGGUUCGGAUGUUUCUGUUGAUGUUCGUAGUUAUCUUGGUGGUGAUUCGGAUACCGAUAUAGACCCGAUGCAUGCUGGUUUGAACCGGUGGAGUUCAGAUGACGAAUGGGAAGAGGUUGAAGAUGGUGAAAACGAUGAAAACACUCUUGGAUCUUUGAUAGCUAGAGUUCAUCUCCAGAGAACAAUGGCGUACGAUGAUCAAUCUGGUGAAACCGGGGGUGGCAUUCGCGUAAGAAUCAGUGAAAGACGGUUAGACCCGUUUGGCAACAUGGUUAACGAUCAAGAAACGUCAGGUUAUGUCGGGAAUUCUGGAGAUUAUCUCGAUGCAAGAAGCUUUGAAGAGCUUUUGGAACGGUUAGCCGAAGCGGAUAGCUCAAGGCGCGGUGCACCACCCGCGGCUCAGGCGUUUGUAAAUAAUCUUGACCAUGUGGUGGUUACUGAUACCGACCAUAACGGUUUGGUGUGCGCCAUUUGUAAAGACAUGCUGACAGUUGGAACCAUGGUUAACCACCUUCCUUGCUCUCAUGUUUACCACCCUUCAUGCAUUAAACCGUGGUUAAGCUUACACAACACUUGCCCAUUGUGUCGGUUUGAGUUUCCGACUGAUGACGUGGACUAUGAGAACAGUAAAGAAAGCGUUAACCACGGGCCUGCGGUUCAAGAAGUUCAACCGGGGUUGGAGGAUAAUACCGGUUUUGAAGAGGACGGUGGUCGAGAAGUCUUGAAUAAUGAGUGUGGUGGAGAAACGGGGGGAAGAAGGUGGUGGUUUGUGGCGGCACCGGUGGUGAGUUUGGUGGGGAUUGGUCUUGCAUUGUGGCUGGGCAACCCUGGUGCUAUUAAGAGUUCCGGUUUAAGGGGGGAUAGAGGGAGGAGAUGGUGGGGUCUUUUUUAGUUUUCGAGGUAUAGGAGUAAUAAUAAUGAGUUUGUGGUGUUGGUUUGUUGUUUUUUGUUUGUCUGUUGUUUUUCAUGUUGUGGUUGUUUUGUGCAACAAGAUGAAUGAAUGAAUGGUUGAUGAGAUUGAGUAUUACACUAUUA
This is a messenger RNA of Helianthus annuus (common sunflower), 1827 nucleotides long. Its product is annotated as E3 ubiquitin ligase BIG BROTHER-related. The record is from RefSeq and is a predicted model, not a curated record. The coding region runs from base 380 to 1684 and encodes 434 amino acids. The transcript is spliced from 3 exons. NCBI's taxonomy places the organism in Eukaryota, Viridiplantae, Streptophyta, Magnoliopsida, Asterales, Asteraceae.